Mollisia scopiformis is the source of this 729-nucleotide messenger RNA. RefSeq lists its product as uncharacterized. NCBI's taxonomy places the organism in Eukaryota, Fungi, Ascomycota, Leotiomycetes, Helotiales, Mollisiaceae. The record is from RefSeq and is a predicted model, not a curated record. The transcript has 3 exons. The coding region runs from base 1 to 729 and encodes 242 amino acids.
AUGCAUCGACGAAGAAAGGCUACGAAAAAAAUAUCGAAAUGCUGCGACAUCGCACUCUCGGAUGGUUUCGAGUAUGUCUGGGUAGAUACAAGUUGCAUCGAUAAGACGAGCAGCGCUGAGCUGUCCGAAGCCAUCAACUCGAUGUAUCGAUGGUGCCAGCAUUCUCACGUCUGUUAUGCCAUACUAUCCGAUGUCCCUUCUGAUGAAGAUCCCGAGUUGGAAGAAGGGUGGACGCUCCAAGAGUUAAUAGCACCUGCAACUUUGAUAUUUUAUGGCAGAGAAUGGAAAGAGAUCGGUACCAAAUCCAACUUGAUAGAUAUCAUCGUCCAAGUCAGCCGCGUACACAAAAAGGUCCUCUCUGGGGAGAAAGAGUUACGCCACUGCAGUAUCGCCCAAAAGAUGUCAUGGGCAUCAGCACGGCGUACAACAAGGCUCGAGGACAUUGCGUAUUGUUUAAUGGGUAUUUUCGACGUCAACAUGCCAUUGCUUUAUGGAGAGGACAGUAAAGCAUUUUUCAGACUCCAGGAGCAGAUCCUAAAUGCAUCUCUGGACGACAGCAUACUUGCUUGGACGUCACAUCUUCCUGCCAUCGAGAAAUACGAUUCAAAUCAGGAACCAGGAAAAAAAUCUCAACGAAGGUCAGAUACUUGUAUGUCGAUCGCUCAUCAUCCUACCAGCAAAUCCCUCUUUGGAACCACGCAGCGUGUAUCGUAUGGGCGAGGGGCUUAA